CUGAAACAUGCAGAUCUCUUACCCGACCUCAGCGUUCCUCAUUGCUUUUCUCUGCAGUCUGCUGUCCUCCCUUUCAGGCCUGAUUGUGAGAUAUCCACGUGAACCGGUGGAGGAGAUGGAAGGCCGUGUGCUGUCUUUCAAGUGCAGAUUGGAGUACAAGACAGAGAAUUGUGAUAUUUCUGCCAAAUGGUGGCGUGUAGAAAGCGAGACAAUUUCUGAGCCCAUUACAGACACAAACAGAUUUCUAAUCACAGUUAAUGAAACAAAAAAAGAUGAACAAAGGCACAGGGACAUUGUCUUGACAUUCAAGUCCUUGAGUAUUGCAGAUCGGGGCUAUUACCAGUGUAAUGCCAAAUGUCUCAACAGUGGAACUGUCGGAAAAGGCCAUGUCCUGACCCUUAAUGUUAAAGCAGAUCCACACAAAGGUCUGAAGGCCUCAGCAUGGAGUGGAAAGUUAAAGACUGACGUGACUGUGCUUGUGCUCAGCAUUGUGUUAUUUGUAUGGUAUAAUUAAAUGACAUUGUGUUUUUAAGGAUUGAUCAAUAGCUAUGAGAUAUACUGUAUUGUGGCCAAUAUAUAUAUCUUCAUCUUUUAUUCUGACAUACUACAUUGUGAAUUAAGGAUGUCAAUUUCUAAAAAUUCCCAAGGUUAAUCUUUAUUUAAAUGAACAGUUAAUUGAUAAAUUGCCAACCUAAACAAUGCAAAAUGUUAAUGGGCUAGGAUGUAAGCCCAUUAAUGGGGUUGCAUUUUAA
This is a messenger RNA of Danio rerio (zebrafish), 752 nucleotides long. Its product is annotated as zgc:174945. Lineage: Eukaryota; Metazoa; Chordata; Actinopteri; Cypriniformes; Danionidae. The record is from RefSeq and is marked validated.